Xenia sp. Carnegie-2017 is the source of this 2284-nucleotide messenger RNA. RefSeq lists its product as uncharacterized. Gene Ontology annotation, biological process: meiotic DNA double-strand break processing; resolution of meiotic recombination intermediates; interstrand cross-link repair. Gene Ontology annotation, molecular function: enzyme binding. The coding region runs from base 860 to 2284 and encodes 474 amino acids. NCBI's taxonomy places the organism in Eukaryota, Metazoa, Cnidaria, Anthozoa, Malacalcyonacea, Xeniidae. The transcript is spliced from 8 exons. The record is from RefSeq and is a predicted model, not a curated record. Gene Ontology annotation, cellular component: Slx1-Slx4 complex.
AACUUGAAAUAAGCAAAAAUUGAUUCACUUUAUAGUUACCCCUCCCGAGUGUGAAAGCGUUUCGACCAGUUCAACUAACAUUUCGCGAUGCGUUGUCUCAUUGGUUAAUUUUAACUUAAGAGCCAAUAGUACCCCGACUUUUGGUGUUUAACAAGUCGAACUAUAUUUCAAUGAAAGUUGCAGGAGGGAAAAUCAUCAAACAAGAUGGCGCCAAAGAACGUGGUAACUCCAACUGUAUUUAUAGGUGUUUUUAUUACGUUAGCCAUCCUGUUUCGCAGUCGCAAGAGCUUUUUGUUAAACUCGAUAAACAAAAAUGAAAAUUCUAGUCCAAGUGAUCCAUUAAAAGCGGAGGAAAUCCAAAAACUGCUCAAAGAAGAAAUAGAAGCACUACAGAAGAAGACAAACCGAAGAAAACAACAUUGAUAUGUAGAGACCAUGAUAUGUACCUCAGAAUACUAACAUUAGUAACAUACUAACAUACAAAUACAGAAAGGUGAGAAAGUUAUCUUUAGUGGACCAGUGAUUUUGGGCUAUAUGCUGUAUGCCAUUAAUUUUCAAUUUUGCCACUGCAAUAUUCCUUGGGCUGAGUGGCAAAUGAAUGGCAUACAGCACCAGUUGCAAAACUCUCAGAAGUUUUUGAAUAACCAGGGGUUCGUUCAGUUGCCUCAGACCAACUGACCAAGCCAGUUUAUCAUUUCCACAAUGAAGCAGAACUGUUGUGAUAAAUAUCAAUUUGCACCAUUUGCAGCUUGUUGUUUCAUUUAGAUUAAAUGUCGAAAAAAAUAUAAUGUGUUAAUGAAAACCAUUAACUUCUUUCAUCAUCAUAGUCGAGCUAGUUAACAAGAGGAAUGGAUUAGAAAUGAAUGAAAUGUUUUCUGAUGAUCAUGAAAAGGAAAAAAUAAAACCAGGCUACAAACCAACAUUACAAACAUCAGUUGCUAUUAAAAAAGGCAAAGAAAAUGGGAUGGAAUCAAGAACUGUUACACAGACUAUUUUAGUGAAGGAUUCUCAUCCAGUUCAAUCUAGUUUCCAAUUUAAUGAAGAAGAAGGGAUUUUUGACAAGAAUUGUGAUAAACAUGUCAAAUCUUGCCCAGUUUGUAAACAUACUUUCAUUGAUAUUGAUCCUGAUUUCAGUAACUGUGAUCAAAAUGCUGAAAUAACAAAACACAUUAAUGAUUGCCUGGAUAGUAAAAAUGUUCAAGUAGCAAAAAAAGAAUCCAAUGAAGGCUUUCCUUGUCAAAUUUGUGGAAAAGAUCUUUCUAAAUACAAUACAGCACAACGUCAACAGCAUGUCAAUAGAUGCUGUGAUUAUUUGGAUGAACAAAAACACAAAGAUAAAGAAGACUUCAUAAGCAUUACAUGCUUUAUAUGUGGGAAAAAAUUCAAAACAACUAAGACCCUGCAAACUCAUAUGAAAAAGUGUGCAAAAGAGAACAAUAUUUCUACUAAUGAACUUGUUAAAUUAAAUCGCAUUCAUCAGCCACUAGAACAUUCAAGCAAGGAUAAAACUAAAACUGUUUCUGACCACAGUACUUUAAAAGGAUCGCUUGGUGUAACAAAAAACUGCGGCAAAAGGAAAAGAAAAAAUAAAUUUAACGAAAAUGUUGAUGAUAUUGAACUUACCACGACCUCAAAUCUUACGGACGAAAAAAAGAAGAAAACGUUAGGUCGAAAAAAAAGAUUAAAGAACAACAACGUUGUUUCCCAGGUUCCAGCAUUAUUGUUGCGAGAUAAUGAUGAAACGAAGAGAGUGGUGGCAGCAAGAGCUGCAGCAGUUCUUUAUAACUGGGCUGACGAAGAUGAUGAAAUACAAUGCACGCCUGCUUUAGCUCCAAGUUCAUUAGUUCAAAAUUACUGUAAAGGAUCGAACAUCAACUCAGAUGAAAGACAAGAAGAUUUCUUGAAAAACGCACAAGAUUGUUCUGAGUCAAAUUCUCGUAACAAUGAUGAAAAAUGCCAAUGUCAGCUUGGUGAAUCUGCCGAUUCUCUCUCAAAAAAUAAGGAAAGUGGACCGAGUUUUCUAUACAAUGCACAUACUGAAUAUUUUUCUGUUGAUUCAAGAAGGCGUCUUUGGACACUCUCUUCAGUCCGCGCUAAAGAAAUUCCAAGUGACGACUUUUAUGUGCCAAAUCUCCUGCCAAAAUCUACACCAGUCAAGACAAAGAAACCUAUGAAGCAAGAUAAUGGAAACAACAAACUUGUUGACGAUAUGAACAUGAAUGAAAGCAGAGAUGUUCAUCUUGGUGAGAGAUUUUCUUUCAGACAUGAUGUUCAAUUUAACUAA